Trifolium pratense (red clover) is the source of this 1474-nucleotide messenger RNA. RefSeq names its product probable carboxylesterase 12. The record is from RefSeq and is a predicted model, not a curated record. The coding region runs from base 28 to 1236 and encodes 402 amino acids. Gene Ontology annotation, molecular function: hydrolase activity. Lineage: Eukaryota; Viridiplantae; Streptophyta; Magnoliopsida; Fabales; Fabaceae. The transcript has a single exon.
GGAAUCCGGAUCCAUGUAACCGGGUACAUGGAGUUCAAGUCUACUUGGAGUGAAGCAUAUUUUAAUAUUUUAUAUUCACAAAAGACUAAACAAAACAAAAUGAUGAUAAGGUGUGUCUAUGUGGCUACAAAACCAAGCUACAACUUGAUGAUUCUCAAUUCUCAUUCUUUCUCCUUCCCAUUAACAAAACGCCCUCUUUUUCCUUCAUUGAAAAAACCCUUAAUCAUACACUGCACACAGCAUCAACAACAACAACAACCGUUAUCCAACAUGGAUUCAUCCUCCUCCACCAUAGACGAUGAAAUAGCCGUUGAUCUAACUCCAGUCCUUAAACUUUACAAAAACGGUCGUGUUCAGAGGUUAGCAGGAACUGAGGUUGUUCCACCAUCUCUUGAUCCAACAACAAACGUUGAAUCAAAAGAUGUUAUAAUCUCCAAAGAACAUGACAUAUCAGCAAGACUUUUCAUUCCAAAAACAACAUACCCACCAACCCAAAAGCUCCCUCUCCUUGUGUAUUUCCACGGUGGUGCUUUCUGUAUCGAAACCCCUUUCUCACCAAACUACCAUAACUAUCUUAACUCUGUUACUUCACUUGCUAACGUUAUUGGUGUCUCUGUUCAUUAUAGAAGAGCACCAGAACACCCUAUUCCCAUCGCUCAUGAAGAUUCAUGGCUUGCACUCAAAUGGGUCGCUUCACAUGUUAAUGGAAAUGGCUCUGAUGAAUGGUUGAAUCAAUAUGCAGAUUUUGGGAAAGUGUUCUUAGGAGGCGACAGUGCUGGUGCCAAUAUUGCACAUUAUUUGGGUAUUCGGGUCGGGAAAGAAAAAUUAGAUGGUGUGAAUCUUGAAGGGAUUUUUUAUGUUCAUCCUUAUUUUUGGGGUGUGGAUCCAAUUGGGUCAGAAUCAAAUCAAGCUGAAUAUUUAGAAAAGGUUCAUAAUUUAUGGCGUUUUGCAUGUCCAACCACGAGUGGAUCCGAUGAUCCGUUAAUUAACCCGGCUAAGGAUCCGAAUUUGGGGAGCUUGGGUUGUAAGAAAGUGCUUGUUUGUGUUGCUGAGCAAGAUUUGUUGAAAGAUAGGGGUUGGUAUUAUAAAGAGUUGCUUGAAAAAACUGGUUGGGGUGGUGUUGUUGAAGUGAUUGAAACAGAGGAUGAAAAUCAUGUUUUUCAUAUGUUUAAACCAACAAGUGAAAAAGCUAAGAUUUUGCUUAAUCAAGUUGUUUCCUUCAUAAAAAAUGCUUGAAAAUAUCAUGGUGGAAGUGGAAUAGUGUGUUAUGUGUUCCCUUUAUUUUGUUUCCUGUGUAUCUAUUAUCAUCAAUUUCAAUUUGUUACUAUUCCUCAGAUCGGUUAUGUAUUCGUCUUCUUCACGCUUCUUGUAUUCUGCUGGUAUAUAUGCGAAUGAAGACAAGUUAUUUUUGCACCUCUUUUGCAAUGUUAUGUUUAUUAAUGUCCAAUAAAUGUAAACACUUUUUAUGAAGUAA